AUGGCGGACAGAGACAGUGGCAGCGAGCAGGGCGGCGGCGGCGGGGGCGCGCCGGGCGCCGGGGGGUCGGGCUCCGGCGGCGGGGGGCCGGGGGGCGGCCUGCAGCACGAGACCCAGGAGCUGGCCUCCAAGCGGGUGGACAUCCAGAACAAGCGCUUCUACCUGGACGUGAAGCAGAACGCCAAGGGCCGCUUCCUCAAGAUCGCCGAGGUGGGCGCGGGCGGCAACAAGAGCCGCCUCACGCUCUCCAUGUCGGUGGCCGUGGAGUUCCGCGACUACCUGGGCGACUUCAUCGAGCACUACGCGCAGCUGGGCCCCAGCCAGCCGCCCGAGCUGGCGCAGGCCGCCGACGAGCCGCGCCGGGCGCUGAAGAGCGAGUUUCUGGUGCGGGAGAACCGCAAGUACUACAUGGAUCUGAAGGAGAACCAGCGCGGCCGCUUCCUCCGCAUCCGCCAGACCGUCAACCGGGGGCCCGGCCUGGGCUCCACGCAGGGCCAGACCAUCGCGCUGCCGGCGCAGGGGCUCAUCGAGUUCCGCGACGCCCUGGCCAAGCUCAUCGACGACUACGGCGUGGAGGAGGAGCCGGCCGAGCUGCCCGAGGGCACCUCCUUGACUGUGGACAACAAGCGCUUCUUCUUCGACGUGGGCUCCAACAAGUACGGCGUGUUCAUGCGGGUGAGCGAGGUGAAGCCCACCUACCGCAACUCCAUCACCGUCCCCUACAAGGUGUGGGCCAAGUUCGGCCACACCUUCUGCAAGUACUCGGAGGAGAUGAAGAAGAUCCAGGAGAAGCAGCGGGACAAGCGGGCCGCCGCCGCCGCCUCCGGGCCCGAGCAGCAGGCGGAGACUGAGAGCAGCGCCGCCGCCGCCGGGCCCCCCGGAGCGCUGCUGCAGGCCGACGAGCCGGAGGAGGAUUGAUCCCGACUUGGCUCCUGGCUGCCUCCCUGCCUGCUGCACAGAGACACACACACAGACACACACAUACACACACAGACAGAGACUUAUAUUGUAAUAAAGAGAACCCCAGACACAGAACCAGAGAGAGAUAAAUACAAAAAAAAAAAGUAAAACCAACAAAAAAAUCAACAAAAAAAAUGUACCUGUUAAUAACUCCAAAGGAGCACCACCCACUCAACCAACCUCCACAAACUGACAGCUCAGCAACUUCUCCGACUGGCCACCCAUCGCUGGAUGUUCCUCCACUUUAUCCACCAUAUAAAACAACUUUUACCAGUAAAUAUCGGUUUAUUCCUGAAAUCAGAAGCCCUAAACAUACCUUUGUUUAUAAGCCUGUGUGGUUCUGAUUGCUGGCAGUUCUGUAGUACAGCAGCCUUAAUCUGAGCAAUUGAGACUGGUCCUACAUUAUCUUCAGACGGCUUGAGGAGGACUUCUGUUCCCAGUUUGGUACUCAAAUACUCCAUCCCACCUUGAGAAGUCACUUACUUUAAAAGCCAGUGAUAGAUUAUUCUCUUUAGCACUAAUGGAAAAUUAUACUGCAAAGCAGCUUUCGUAUAUUCAUAAUUCCCGUGCAAUCCCAAAUUGGAGAAAAGAGCCUAUUAAAGGUAUAUAUUACUCUAGAUAUUUCUUACUGUAAAUAUUGUAAUUUUAUAAUCCUGUGAAUAUUUUAUUAAUUUACAAAUAUUUAACAAAGUUUAAUCUGUGUGAGUUCAGAUUUAUUUAAUGGUGUUCCACUUCUGUGGUUCCUUCUGCAGUCAAUAUUGCACUAUAUUUUAUGUAAGAUUAACUUCAAUAAAAAAAAAGUUAACUGAUUUAAAUGCCUCUUUCUGGGAGAACAAAGUAUAGAGGCAAUUCUCUUCUUUAAAAUGUAACACUUAUGCUCUUCAGUCCCAGUGCUAAAGUAAUUUAAUGAAAUAUUAGUUACAAAUUUUCAAAGCUAACACAGCUAAACAACUGCACUUGGAACUUGUCAUUUUAAAACUUGAGUGUACUUGAAUGUAAAUGGCUUUUAUCAGCCAGUUUUCAGUAAACAAGAAUCUCUGCAAUAUCUAAUGUAUUGAAAAGCUAAACUCUUUAUAAUGAGUAAAGGAACGCUGUAUGAUCAGGGUUAAGUUUUUGUAAAAACAAGCAUUUGCAAAGGCCAAGUUCAAUAAAAAAAAUUUUUUUUUAAAUUCUAGUGAAAAUGUUUUUUGUUUUUUUUUGGCUGUAUGCAUUCCCCCUAGUGUUUGCAUCCCAAAUAUUGCAACUUUGUGGUAAUGUGUGUAUGGCCGAAAGCAACUAGAAAUUGACUAGUUGCAGAACAUGAAAUCUUUUUCAUUGUCCUAAUUAAAGGCUCAAGCCUGUGCCCUUUAAAGUCAGUGGCAGAGCUUUCACAGAAACAGGAUCAGGUCCUGAGUGAUCACUUUCCUCAUCUCCCUCAGCAGUGAUGGGGAAAAUAAAUUAGAUUUUCUAAAAUUCGUUGUUUUAUUAACCUAAGGUUCUCUAAAGACAUUUUCUUUUUUUAAAAUUAAUUUUUAACCUGAUUUUAACCCUUUAACAAUUCGAUUUUAAGAUGUUCAUGUUCUCUGCAGAAUUAUCAAAAGCAAAGUAUUUUUUCCUUUCAGAGGCCAGGGAGGAUUGAUCUCUAAUGUAUUCGCAACAUGACUCUCCUUCAAGGAUCCAAAAUAUCUCAGAGGUUUUUGUGGCAGGUGGUACUUUUGGGUUUACAAGUUAAUCUUUAUUAGAGAUGUGCCAAUAUAUGCUGCUUAUUGUAGUGUUGUUAUAUUUAGGCAUUUUAGCUAACUUACAAAUAUAUACUGUAACAGUAUACUUUGUACAGACUUAAUUUAAAAUUUAUUUAAAGAUUGAAAUAAAGUAGGCAAAAAAUAAAAAAUGUUUAUUUUUCAUUAGACUAAGCAGCUAUCAUUCUUUUGUUUUUAGUGUACUUGGACACCAAACAAUCUCAGAACGAUAAAAUAUUUUAGUUGAUAGGCCACAUUGCAGAAACUCUGUGGAUAUGUGUAUGUAUAUCUGUACUGUAUCUUGAUAACUGUUAACUCUAGAAUGCAAAUAAUGAAAUCAUACUCGUUUUACCAUUCAGAAGAGAAGUGUUUCACAGUUCGACUGUUUUCUCUGUUUUAUGACAAAAAGGCAUUUAUUUUCUGAAAGAUGUUUAUGAAGGGCCUGCCAUCUGGCUUCUCAAGUCAAUUUUUAAAAUUCCAGAGUGGGGGUGAUUACUUGUUUAGCCUUCACUGAUAGACCAAAGUCAGCUUUGACAUCAUAUUGGGGUGCUGCUCAAAUUUAUGUUUUAUGUCCUUUAAGUCAAAAAACAAAACAAGAAAAAAAUCAAGAUGUUAACUUCACUAUAGAACAAAUUCCUCACUGUACAGUAGAAUGGAUAUCUCUAAUCAAUCUGUUGUCAUUAAUAAUAGAUUCUUAUUUUUUUGAAUUACUUAUCUAUUUAAAAGAACAGCAAACAUUGUAUUUGCUAGUAAAUAUAAAAUGUUUACAUGUCAUUACUUAAUAAAUUAUUUGAUUUAAGAUG
Molecule: messenger RNA, 3481 nt
Organism: Gopherus evgoodei (Goodes thornscrub tortoise)
Lineage: Eukaryota; Metazoa; Chordata; Testudines; Testudinidae
Gene: PURA
Product: purine rich element binding protein A
Exons: 3
Coding region: 1-918 (305 amino acids)
Biological process (GO): regulation of transcription by RNA polymerase II
Cellular component (GO): nucleus
Molecular function (GO): DNA-binding transcription factor activity, RNA polymerase II-specific; RNA polymerase II transcription regulatory region sequence-specific DNA binding; purine-rich negative regulatory element binding
Source: RefSeq, a predicted model, not a curated record